Callorhinchus milii (elephant shark) is the source of this 3327-nucleotide messenger RNA. Its product is annotated as netrin receptor UNC5C. NCBI's taxonomy places the organism in Eukaryota, Metazoa, Chordata, Chondrichthyes, Chimaeriformes, Callorhinchidae. Gene Ontology annotation, molecular function: protein binding; netrin receptor activity. The transcript has 17 exons. The coding region runs from base 53 to 2881 and encodes 942 amino acids. Gene Ontology annotation, cellular component: membrane. The record is from RefSeq and is a predicted model, not a curated record. Gene Ontology annotation, biological process: netrin-activated signaling pathway.
CACCAAAAGAAACCACAGACACACCAUCAGCACCAACACCAACAAGAACACCAUGGGGCAAAGUGGAGUAAGACUGGGACGCCUCCUACCAAUGUUGCUGCUGUCCAUCCUGACUGCCAUCGGGGGACUGAGAGGGAAUAAAGAGGACGACCUCUUCGGGGAGCUUCCCGAAAUCUUCCCCUCCGACCCUCCCGAGCCCCUGCCAUAUUUCCUGAAUGAGCCUGAAGACGCCUACAUUGUGAAGAACAAGCCAGUGAACCUCUACUGCAGAGCUUCCCCUGCUACCCAGAUCUACUUCAAGUGUAACAGCGAAUGGGUUCAUCAGAAGGAGCACGUGACAGAAGAGCAUAUCGAUGAAAACACUGGCCUCGUGGUGCGUGAGGUGAGCAUCGAGAUUUCCCGGCAGCAGGUGGAGGAGCUCUUUGGGCCAGAGGACUACUGGUGUCAGUGUGUCGCUUGGAGCUCCGCUGGGACCACAAAGAGUCACAAGUCUUACGUUCGAAAUGCAUACCUGCGCAAGACCUUUGAACAAGAGCCAUUAGGGAAGGAGGUAUCGAUGGAACAGGAGGUCCUGCUUCAGUGCCGCCCACCUGAAGGUAUCCCGUUGGCUGAGGUGGAGUGGUUAAAAAAUGAAGACGUGAUCAACCCAAUGGAGGACCGUAACUUCUACAUCACCAUAGACCACAACCUGAUUAUCAAGCAGGCUCGCCUCUCCGACACCUCCAACUACACGUGUAUUGCCAAGAACAUAGUGGCCAGGAGGAGAAGCACUACAGCCACUGUCAUUGUGUACGUUAACGGUGGCUGGUCAACUUGGACCGAGUGGUCGGUCUGCAACAAUCGCUGUGGAAGAGGCUACCAGAAACGAACACGGACUUGCACCAAUCCUGCACCGCUCAAUGGAGGAGCCUUUUGCGAUGGUCAGAGCGUCCAGAGAAUUGCCUGCACCACCAUGUGUCCUGUUGAUGGUGGGUGGACGGCAUGGAGCAAAUGGUCUACGUGUGGGACGGAAUGCAUGCACUGGCGGAGGAGGGAAUGCACGGCUCCUGCCCCCAAAAACGGCGGGAAGGACUGCCCUGGACCCGUGUUAAACUCCAAAAACUGCACCGAUGGCUUAUGCAUGCAAAGUUUAUUUUAUCAAAUUUCCACAGAACAGAAAGCUCGCAGCGACUUUGGAUAUUCCUCUGCGCCAGGGUCAGAUGACGUGGCUCUUUAUGUGGGCGUGGUGGUGGCGGUGAUCGUCUGCCUGGCCAUCCUGAUGGUCGUGGUGAUGUUCGUUUACCGAAAGAACCACCGAGACUUCAAUUCCGACAUCCGUGACUCCGCAGCUCUCAACGGGGGCUUCCAGCCCGUGAGCAUCAAGACGUCCAGGCAAGAUAACUCUCACCUGCUCGGAGUCCAGCCUGACCUCACAGCUGCUGCCGCCUUGUACCGGGGUCCGGUCUACGCAUUGCACGACAUCGCAGACAAGAUCCCGAUGACCAACUCGCCGCUGCUCGACCCGCUGCCCAACCUUAAGAUAAAGGUCUACAAUUCUUCCUGCGGCAUCACGCCGCAAGAGGAGACGGUGGACCUGGCGGCCAAACUCUCCCCACGCAACACCGAGUCGCUGCUCGACAGUGAGACCCAGAACCUCAAGAACCAAAGAGUGGUCGAGCAGAAGGACCCAACCUGCAGUGCGUUCGGGAGUUUCAACAUCCUGGGCGGCCAUCUUAUAGUGCCCAACUCUGGAAUAAGCUUACUGGUGCCAGCAGGAGCCAUUCCCCAGGGCAGAGUGUACGAGAUGUAUCUGACUGUACAUCGGAAGGAGAACCUGAGGCCGUCGCUCGAGGGCAGUCAGACGCUGCUGAGUCCGGUGGUCAGCUGUGGUCCUCCAGGCGCCCUGUUGACCCGUCCUGUCGUCCUCACCAUCCACCACUGCGCGGAACCCAACUCAGAGGAUUGGCUGAUGCAGCUGAAGAGCCAGUCUGGGCAGGGAAGCUGGGAGGAUGCCGUGGUGAUCGGAGCAGAGACCCUCAGCUCCUCCUGUUACGUCCAGCUGGAUUCCCAAGCCUGUCACAUUCUGACUGAGCAGCUUGGCACCUACUGUCUAGCCGGGCGAUCCAUCAACAAGGCAGCUACCAAGCGGCUGAAGCUGGCCAUAUUCGCCCCGGCUCUGUGCGAGUCCCUCGAUUACAGCAUCCGUGUCUACUGCCUGGACGACACCCAGGACACCCUGAAGGAAGUGAUUGAGAUGGAGAGGCAGUUGGGAGGACAGCUGGUGGACGAGCCAAAGACCCUUCUCUUCAAGGACAGUACCCACAACCUGCGUUUGUCCAUCCAUGACAUCCCUCAUUCCCUCUGGAGAAGCAAACUGCUGACCAAGUACCAGGAGAUUCCGUUUUACCACAUAUGGAGUGGCUGUCAGGGGAGCCUUCACUGUACCUUCACCCUGGAGCGUUUCAGCCUGCUCACCACGGAGCUGGUGUGUAAGCUGUGCGUGCGGCAGGUCGAAGGCGAGGGACAAAUCUUUCAGAUCCAGUGCACCUUGUCUGAGGACCGCAGACCCGUGGACGCCUUGCUGAUGGAGCCAGCGAGCAGCGUCACCACCUUGAUGGGCCCCAACGCUUUCAGAAUCCCAUUCUCCAUCCGACAGAAAAUCUGCAACAGCCUGGAUGCCCCGAACAAUAGAGGGAACGACUGGAGGCUGUUAGCGCAUAAACUAAAGUUAGACAGGUACCUGAACUACUUUGCCACCAAAUCCAGCCCCACCGGUGUGAUCCUGGACCUGUGGGAAGCCCAGAACUUUCUGGACGGGAACCUGAGCUCCCUCGCUGCCGCCCUGGAGGAAAUGGGAAAACACGAAGCGGUCGUCUCCCUCGCGUCGGAGAUAAAACGCUGACCCGGCCAUCCGACAGCGGGAACAGAAGAUGAUGGGACAGCAAGUGGCAUGAGCUGAUGCAUUCACAUCAGAUCAGACCAGGUUGUUUUUUUUUUCCUCAAAGAGACUUACCCUUACAAUAUCAUGUGUACACUUCUCACCAAGGUUAAACAUUGUGUUUGCAUCUCUACCCAAUAUCUCUCCACCUAUUUACGACUGUUCCUUUUUUAGCUUGGCUGUACGCAGCUUGGUACAGGAUUUUUAUGGUUUCCUAGGAAACGGACUAUUUAUCCAAAUGUAUGGAUAAACUCUCUUUACAAUCCUGGUUUCUAGGUACUGUAACGUUUACACCAUUUUUAGCACGGCUUUCUUUCUGUUGUGACCACAGAGCUGGCGAUUAACUAAUGCCAGAAGCUUCAAUCCCUUUGUUAUUCCCCCCUCUUAUCCCAUCCCAGGCCCCAACUCCC